AAAGAGGAACAAGAAAGCCUGUAAAAAAGCUUCAGAAGAAACAGAAUACUGGAGAAAAUGAAAAUGCAACUAAGCAAUUGUGUGAUACUGCAACCUGUGCUACCCAAAACAAGUUUGCUAUAAUGAUAUCUCAAACCUCAACUUCAACAGCCCUAACAGCCUCAACCAAUCUAGUUGGUUUAAUUUCAAAUCAUCAAGAGAAAGAAAACCCUGGAUAUGUUGAAAACUAUGAUGGGCUUUUUGAUGAGUUGCCACAAUCAAAAAAAAAUAAUCUAUUUUUGGCUUCUGUUAAUUUGCAAAAAAGACAAUCUUCAGCAUUCGGAAACAAUGAUUUUUCUAACGAGAAUAACAAUUAUUCUGAUAAUGAUCAGCAGCAACAAUUCUCUAAAGAUUUACAAAAACUUAUUACAUUUGACAAACUUACUGAUGAAUUUUGGAAUCAAGCCUAUAAAGAAGUAGCAAAACAACUUAUUCCUAAGAUCUUAUUUUCCUCAACCCAUGAAUAUUGUAUAGAAUUGGAAAAGUAUUUUUCUGAGCAUGCUGAAUACUUUAUAGACAGUAUUUUGAGAAAUGUUUGGACUUCAAUGUUUGAAACUAAGAUUUUGCCUGAA
Messenger RNA from Racocetra persica, 611 nucleotides. NCBI's taxonomy places the organism in Eukaryota, Fungi, Glomeromycota, Glomeromycetes, Diversisporales, Gigasporaceae. The record is from the annotation of a GenBank genome assembly.